CAUGAUGGAGGAUCACCGGCCCCUUACAUCACCAGUUAAGGAAGAGAGAACAACACCCGAGAGAUGUCCCAGUCCUCUUCUUCCACAGGAUAAUUCAGAAGAACAUCACUAUGUCCCACAGGAUGAUCAGGUAGAUGGAUAUAAGGGCAUGAUAAUGGAGGAUCACCGGCCACUCACAUCACCAGUUAAGGAAGAGAGAAGACCACCUGAGAGAUGUCCCAGUCCUCCUCUUCUACAGGAUGGUUCGGAAGAAUAUCACAAUAUCCCACAGGAUUAUCAGAUGACUGUAUCCGGAACUUAGAGAAACAUCUGAUAUCUUCAGAUUUUGAAGUAGAUGAUUGUGGUAUCACACAAGAUACAUUUGAAGAGCAUGCCAAUAUGCAAGAUAUACCCUCAUUCAAUCACAACAAUGCAUCAUUUGAUUCUUUUAAACUAGUCCGAUCUUCUGAUUCAUCACAGACUGUAAAACAGAAUAAAAGUCACAGAAGAGAUGCUAAACAUCAAACAGCUCACGUAAAAGAGAAACCAUUUUCAUGUUCAGAAUGUGGUAAAUGUUUUCACCAAAAAUCAAAUCUUGUUACACAUCAGAGAACUCACACAGGGGAGAAGCUAUUUUCAUGUUCAGAAUGUGGAAAAUGUUUUAACAAGAAAUCAGAUCUUGUUGUACAUGAGAGAAUUCACACAGGAGAGAAGCCAUUUUCAUGUUCAGAAUGUGGGAAAUGUUUUAACCAGAAAUCACAUCUUGUUAGACAUCAGAGAACACACACAGGAGAGAAGCCAUUUUCAUGUUCAGAAUGUGGGAAAUGUUUUAACCGUAAAUCACGUCUUGUUAUACAUCAGAGAACUCACACAGGGGAGAAGCCAUUUUCAUGUUCAGAAUGUGGAAAAUGUUUUAACCAUGAAUCAAAUUUUGUUACACAUCAGAGAACUCACACAGGGGAGAAGCGAUUUUCAUGUUCAGAAUGUGGGAAAUGUUUUAACAAGAAAUCAGAUCUUGUUGUACAUGAGAGAAUUCACACAGGAGAGAAGCCAUUUUCAUGUUCAGAAUGUGGGAAAUGUUUUCACCAAAAAUCAAAUCUUAUUACACAUCAGAGAACUCACACAGGGGAGAAGCUAUUUUCAUGUUCAGAAUGUGGGAAAUGUUUUAACAAGAAAUCAGAUCUUGUUGUACAUGAGAGAAUUCACACAGGAGAGAAGCCAUUUUCAUGUUCAGAAUGUGGGAAAUGUUUUAACCAGAAAUCACAUCUUGUUAGACAUCAGAGAACACACACAGGAGAGAAGCCAUUUUCAUGUUCAGAAUGUGGGAAAUGUUUUAACCGUAAAUCACGUCUUGUUAUACAUCAGAGAAAUCACACAGGGGAGAAGCCAUUUUCAUGUUCAGAAUGUGGGAAAUGUUUUAACCGUAAAUCACGUCUUGUUAUACAUCAGAGAAAUCACACAGGAAAGAAGCCAUUUUCAUGUUCAGAAUGUGGGAAAUGUUUUAACCAUGAAUCAGAUCUUGUUAUACAUCAGAGAAUUCACAAAGGGGAGAAGCCAUUUUCAUGCAGAGAAUGUGGGAAAUGUUUUAACCGUAAAUCAAAUCUUGUUGUACAUCAGAGACUUCACACAGGGGAGAAGCCAUUUUCAUGUUCAGAAUGUGGGAAAUGUUUUAACUGUAAAUCAACUCUUGUUGUACAUCAGAGACUUCACACAGGGGAGAAGCCAUUUUCAUGUUCAGAAUGUGGGAAAUGGUUUAAAUGUAAAUCAGGUUUUGUUCAACAUCAGAAAAAUCACACAGGAGAAAAGCCAUUUUCAUGUUCAGAAUGUGGGAAAGGUUUUCACAAUAAAUCAGAUCUUGUUAGACAUCAGAGAAUUCACACAGGGGAGAGGCCAUUUUCAUGUUCAGAAUGUGGGAAAUGUUUUCACAAUAAAUCAGAUCUUGUUAUACAUCAGAGAAUUCACUCAGGAGAGAAGCCAUUUUCAUGUUCAGAAUGUGGGAAAUGGUUUAACUGUAAAGCAGGUCUUGUUAUACAUCAGAGAAAGCACACAGGAGAGAAGCCAUUUUCAUGUUCUGAAUGUGGGAAAUGUUUUCACAAUAAAGGAGAUCUUGUUGUUCAUCAGAGAAUUCACACAGGGGAGAAGCCAUUUUCAUGUUCAGAAUGUGGGAAAUGUUUUCACUGUAAAUCAGAUCUUGUUAGACAUCAGAGAAAUCACACAGGGAAGAAGCCAUUUUCAUGUUCAGAAUGUGGGAAAUGUUUUCACAAUAAAUCUGAUCUUCUUGUACAUCUGAGAGUUCACACAGGGGAGAAUCCAUUUUCAUGUUCAGAAUGUGGGAAAUGUUUUAACCGUAAAUCAUCUUUUGUUAGACAUCAGAGAAUUCACACAGGGGAGAAGCCAUUUUUAUGUUCAGAAUGUGAAAGGUGUUUCUGCUAUAAAUCAUCUCUUGUUAAACAUCAAAAAACCCACAUAUAAGAAAAACCAUCUUCAUGCUUAGCCCGUUGGUGAUCUUACUUAUGUGUUUUUAUUGUGGUCACUCACUGGCUUUAUUCCUUCAAAUACUCCUUUUUACAGGGAGAUAAAACAGCGCCUUGCUUUCAGUUACCAGAGGUAGCUGAGGGCUUGGAGCGAUGAUUGGAACCGCUGUGAGAGCUCCCCAAACAAACAUAGUCUCCUGUAUUGAAUGAAUAUUGGUAAUCAAAGAACAGAUCCAGUUAAAAGUGAAACUAAGUUUAUAUAUAAAUUAAAAAGUAUAAAGCUGCACCAAUGCGUCAAGGGUCACGAUGUUGUGCUCACAGUCAAAUAGAAUCACCUCUUCUACACAAGUUAAAAAAUCUAAAAAGCAAAAGCAAAACUGGGCACUCACUGACAAUGGAGAAAAAUUAAGAGCAAAUUUAUUAAUACUGAACAAAUAACAUAAAAUACAAAUAAAAUUGGUACAAUAGAUAGCAGCAGUCUUGGACACCUCGGGGGGGAGGGGGGGGUCUCUAAAGUGCAAAAAUCAUUAGCAGCAUAUGAUACUCCCAUAAAACCAAUAAAGUCAAUAAAUCGAUAGAUAUAGAGUAAGAUCGAUUACUCUUUGU
Bufo bufo (common toad) is the source of this 3059-nucleotide messenger RNA. Its product is annotated as zinc finger protein 268-like. The transcript has 6 exons. The record is from RefSeq and is a predicted model, not a curated record. Lineage: Eukaryota; Metazoa; Chordata; Amphibia; Anura; Bufonidae. Gene Ontology annotation, biological process: regulation of transcription by RNA polymerase II. Gene Ontology annotation, molecular function: DNA-binding transcription factor activity, RNA polymerase II-specific; RNA polymerase II cis-regulatory region sequence-specific DNA binding. The coding region runs from base 214 to 2451 and encodes 745 amino acids.